This is a messenger RNA of Anneissia japonica, 3040 nucleotides long. RefSeq names its product translation elongation factor 2-like. Lineage: Eukaryota; Metazoa; Echinodermata; Crinoidea; Comatulida; Comatulidae. The transcript is spliced from 13 exons. The record is from RefSeq and is a predicted model, not a curated record. Gene Ontology annotation, biological process: translational elongation. Gene Ontology annotation, molecular function: translation elongation factor activity; ribosome binding; GTPase activity. Bases 152 to 2677 code for a protein of 841 amino acids. Gene Ontology annotation, cellular component: ribonucleoprotein complex; cytosol.
CAUGCACACCAGCCGGAACGAUUUGUUCACUGAAAAUCCAUGACGUGUUCACGUGGGGGUCGAAUAGCAAAGACGAAUUCUCUUUCGCAACGAGUCCUCUGCGGACUACAAAGUAUAUUUUUGUCUAAGAGAAAAAUAUCAAACCAGCAUCAUGGUUAACUUUACAGUUGAUCAGAUCCGAGCGAUCAUGGACAAAAAAGACAACAUCCGUAACAUGUCUGUCAUUGCUCAUGUGGAUCACGGCAAGUCUACCUUAACUGACUCACUAGUCAGCAAGGCUGGUAUCAUCGCAGGUGCCCGUGCCGGCGAGACCCGGUUCACAGAUACACGCAAGGAUGAACAGGACCGUUGCAUCACCAUCAAAUCAACCGCUAUAUCUCUAUACUACGAAUUGAGAGAACAGGAUUUGGAAUACAUCACCCAAAACAAGAGUGGUAAUGGAUUCUUGAUCAACUUGAUCGACUCACCUGGACACGUAGAUUUCUCAUCUGAAGUUACUGCUGCACUGCGUGUCACUGAUGGUGCCCUUGUUGUUGUGGAUUGCGUCAGUGGUGUGUGCGUCCAAACAGAGACUGUGUUGCGUCAAGCUAUCAGUGAACGUAUCAAACCUGUUGUGUUUAUGAACAAGAUGGACCGCGCUUUGUUGGAACUGCAGCUGGAAAUGGAAGAUCUUUACCAGACCUUCCAACGUAUUGUUGAGAGUGUUAAUGUCAUCAUUGCCACCUACAGUGAUGAAGAUGGCCCUAUGGGUAAUAUCCAGGUUGACACCUCAAAAGGAACUGUUGGAUUUGGUUCAGGGCUUCAUGGAUGGGCCUUUACACUCAAACAGUUUGCAGAGAUAUACAGCUCCAAGUUCAAGAUUGAACCUGCCAAGUUGAUGAAACGUCUCUGGGGUGACCAGUUCUUCAACCCCAAACUAAAGAAAUGGGCCAAGGUGGCUGGAGAUGGCUACGUUCGUGGUUUCAAUCAGUUUGUCUUGGACCCUAUCUACAAGAUGUUUGACGCCAUCAUGAACUUCAAGAAGGAUGUUACACAGCAAUUGAUGGAGAAGCUUAAUAUCAAAUUGACAAGUGAAGAAAAAGAUCUUGAAGGCAAGCCUCUACUUAAGGUUGUGAUGCGCAAGUGGCUUCCAGCUGGUGAUGCCCUACUCCAGAUGAUAACAAUACAUCUACCAUCACCUGUCACCGCUCAAAAAUACCGAAUGGAACUACUCUACGAAGGACCCCAUGACGACCCCGCUGCUCUUGGUAUCAAGAACUGCAACCCUGAUGCACCUCUGAUGAUGUACAUCUCCAAGAUGGUGCCAACUUCUGACAGAGGACGAUUCUAUGCAUUUGGCAGAGUCUUCUCUGGUACUGUUGCCACUGGUCAAAAGUGUAGGCUUAUGGGGCCCAACUUUGUACAAGGCAAGAAGGAAGAUCUCUAUGUGAAACCAAUUCAGAGGACUGUACUGAUGAUGGGACGUUACAUCGAGCCGAUUGAGGAUGUACCGUGCGGUAACAUUGUUGGUCUUGUUGGUGUUGAUCAGUACCUUGUCAAGACCGGAACCAUUACAACCUACGAAAAGGCUCAUAAUUUGAAGGUUAUGAAAUUCAGUGUCAGUCCUGUUGUGCGUGUUGCUGUUGAGGUCAAGAACCCAUCUGAUCUACCAAAACUUGUGGAAGGUUUGAAAAGAUUAUCUAAGUCUGACCCUAUGGUCCAGUGCACUAUUGAAGAAUCUGGUGAACAUAUUGUUGCCGGUGCCGGAGAACUCCAUCUGGAAAUCUGCCUAAAAGAUCUGGAAGAAGAUCAUGCCUGCAUUCCCCUGAAAAAGUCGGACCCUGUGGUCUCGUACAGAGAAACUGUUGAGAACGAAUCGGACAGGAUGUGUUUGUCCAAGUCUCCAAAUAAGCACAAUCGUCUAUUCAUGAAAUGUACAAAUAUGCCUGAUGGUUUGCCAGAGGCCAUUGAUAACGGUGAUGUCACUCCAAGAAAUGAUCCAAAGACCAGAGCUAGGUACCUCGCAGAUAACUUUGGUUAUGACCCAACUGAAGCACGUAAAAUCUGGGCAUUUGGACCUGAAGGAACUGGUCCAAACUUAGUAGUCGAUGUCACAAAGGGAGUGCAAUACCUCAAUGAGAUAAAAGACAGUGUUGUCGCUGGAUUCAACUGGGCAACAAAAGAGGGUGUCCUCUGUGAAGAGAAUGUUAGGGGUGUACGCUUCAACAUCCAUGAUGUCACCCUACACACUGAUGCAAUUCAUCGUGGAGGUGGCCAGAUCAUUCCAACAGCAAGAAGGGUUCUGUACGCCUGCAUGCUAACUGCAUCUCCCCGCAUCUAUGAGCCUGUAUACCAAGUAGAGAUCCAGUGCCCAGAAAAUGCUGUUGGUGGUAUAUAUGGUGUAUUGAACAGACGCAGAGGUAUGGUAGUGUCUGAAGCCCAAACACCAGGAACUCCCAUGUUUGUUGUCAAAGCUUUCCUUCCUGUCAACGAAUCAUUUGGUUUUACUGCAGAUCUUCGAUCCAACACUGGAGGGCAGGCAUUUCCACAGUGUGUGUUUGAUCACUGGCAGAUUCUACCAGGAGACCCUCUUGAGGGAGGCAAUUCCAAGGCAAGCACUGUACUCCAAGGGAUCCGAAAAAGAAAGGGAUUGCCAGAGGUUAUGCCCGCGCUUGACAAAUACUUGGAUAAACUUUAAACAACGCUCUUAAUAAGUUGGCGCUAAAACCAUACUUAAUAUAAUGAUGGCUAGUUUUCUGAUAUGCUAACUUAUUCAAAUAAGAUAAUUUAAUAUUUACUGAUUUUAAGAGAUGACAUUUUUUAUGUUUUCAAUGUAAUUAUUCAUGCUAUAUUAUGUUCAAGGCACCCUUAAACUGCCAAUGCAUUACACCAGAUAUGGCCAAUACAGUGCAUCAGAAGAUCCUCAGAUGCGGUAGAAGAAAUAAAAAAUUAUUAAGUCUAUUCACAUUAACAAAGUUGAGCAUUAUGUGGGAUAUCAGAAGCAUUCUAAGUAAAGAUAAGUGUUAUAAGAAAAAAAAUUAAUAAAGACUGGUACAAUAGA